UACUGGUGUCCUUUCCUAGGAGGAGGUCUCACCAAAACAUCCCCAUAGAACAAGGAAUCAACAAAACCAUGCAACGGAGCUUGUCAAGAUGGUGCUAUCUCACAAGGAAGGUGUUAGCAAGGAGCCAUGGUGAUUGGCUGAAGCUGAGAAGGCCCCACCAAGUGGGCUUGUUCACAAGUAACGCCAACCUGGGUCCUGCAGAAAAGGACCCCAAGAGUCAUCAGCUUCUCAAGGAGUGGACCUUGACCGUCAGUCCUUUCGGUCUUCUGAAGGCCCGUCUCCCUUACCACAUAACCGUGGGUCCCCUGGACGCCCAUCAGUACCCCGAUUCUGACAAGGUGUUUGUGGCCCUGAAGGGGAAGGGUUCGAAAGCCGACCCUGCCUCGCAUCUGCUUGUGAACUAUGACGAGGCCCGGAAGGAGGUGGUCAUAGUCUCCGACGGCGUGGACGGUGCAGCUUCUCUGGAUGUGAGGACGCCGGUAAAAUUUGACUUGGAUAUCAAGACAUCGGGAAACGGCUGUGUGAAGGUUGAACAGAUGGAAAGCGCUAACUGCCAAGUAGAAACAGAGAAGGGAGCGAGUAUCUUUAAGUCAAUAAAGAGUCAGAAAAUUGAUAUCCGGGCAAAAGGAGGGGAUGUGAUCUGCUUGGGAACUCUUCAAGGAAAUAUCAAUAUUCUCGUGUCACAAGAAAGCAGUGUGAACGCAGAAAAGCUCCAAGGAUCAUCUAUUCACAUUGCGAGUGAGAACGGUCUGCUCAAAGCUAAAUAUUUGUACGCGGACUCUUCGUUUCUGACUUCAGCGGCUGGCGACAUUUUACUGGGGAACGUCCACGGGGAUAUUACCUUGGAGACUAAAACAGGGAGCAUAAUCAUUGAUUCCUCCCAAGGAUCUUUAAAAGCCUGCACGUAUCAAGGGGAGAUAGACGCCUACGUUCUGCGUCAAACCGGAGCGGUAAACCUGGUUUCCCAGGAAGGCUCCAUUGCUGUCAAGGUACCUGCAACUCUUCAAGCUUCCCUGAAAUUAUCCGGAACGAAGGUGGAAAUCAGUCCAGAGAUCCAAUUGCAGGAGAUCCAGACUGUGUUGAGGGAAGACCGUGUCACAGUGACUGGCCACCUGGAUCAAAAGGAUGAAAAAGGGAAAUGCAUUAAAGCGGAGACGCAGCGUGGCACAGUAACUCUCAAAAUGCAAAGCUGGUUCCAGUCUUUGAAGCUGAAUAUUCCUUGAUAAUACUUCGUUUUUUUAAACAUAGACAGAAGAAUGAAAGGCGAUUGCUCGUAUUUCCUGAUAAAGAAAGUGCGAAUGUUACUUCUCUG
Messenger RNA from Protobothrops mucrosquamatus (brown spotted pit viper), 1312 nucleotides. It is a transcript of the gene FAM185A, whose product is annotated as family with sequence similarity 185 member A. The record is from RefSeq and is a predicted model, not a curated record. Lineage: Eukaryota; Metazoa; Chordata; Lepidosauria; Squamata; Viperidae. The coding region runs from base 69 to 1223 and encodes 384 amino acids. The transcript is spliced from 8 exons.